This is a messenger RNA of Taeniopygia guttata (zebra finch), 3982 nucleotides long. The record is from RefSeq and is a predicted model, not a curated record. NCBI's taxonomy places the organism in Eukaryota, Metazoa, Chordata, Aves, Passeriformes, Estrildidae.
AUGUGAGGGGGUCAAAGCCCUUUUAUAUUUCCUGGGACAGCCUUGGGAGGAAGCACUUGGGGUCGUUUCUGUAUUCCUGCGGUAGCAGCCAGUGGGUUUAGGGAGGGAGGGAAAGGCGACUGUGCCAUGGGAAAGCUGUGCUGAAAGGGGUGAGGGAACGUGAGGUGUGGAUGUCGGAGCGGGUGUUCCGGGCAGCUCCGGGGCCAGCGUGAGUGAGAGGAGCCGCAGCUGGAAGGGGCGUCGGUGCCCGCGGUGCGAGUGGAUCCGUGCGUGGGGAAAGCGGCGGCAGGGAGUGCGGUGCAGGGUGCCCGAGCUAGAUGUGGUCCCGCGGAAGGUGUCGGUAGGAUGUGGGCUGAAGGCUGUCGUCGCCGCCAGGAUGGCUCUUGUCGGGCUCCAGCAGCACCGUUGGAGGCCCGGGGGAUGGAGGCAGGGCCCCCGCGGGGCAGGUGCAGUGGGGGGGCUGUCUCCCCCCGGGGACAUCCGGGUGGCAGCCCACUGUGGCGAAGCGUGUGACGCCAGAAGCGCAGGCGAGGCUCAUAUUUGGGCACGGAGCAGGUUAUUGGAGGCCGCGGCCCCGCAGCCGGGAGAUGAGGCGCCUGAUAAAGGCUGCCCCGGUGCUGCUGCCUGCGUUGGCUCGGGCGCAGGCCUGAGGGAGCUGCCCCGGCUGCGCCGGCUCGGGGCCGGUGCCGUGGGGCCGGUGCCGUGGGGCCGGUGCCGUGGGGCCGGUGGCCAUGGGGCCGGUGGCGGCGCUGGGGCUGCUGCUGUGCGUGCGGCUGUGUGCGGGCUCCGGGCAGCUGCGUCUGGUGGGCGGCGGCGGGCGCUGUGCCGGGCGCGUGGAGGUGGAGCACGGCGGUGAGUGGGGCUCCGUGUGCGUAUUCGACUUCCACUGGGAUGGUCGCUUGGCUGAGGUGGUGUGCCGGCUGCUGGGCUGUGGCCGGGUGGCCAGGGCGUCCCCGUACGCCCCGUUCGGGCAGGGCACCGGGCGGAUCUGGCUGCAGCCACGCUUCUGCCGAGGAGGUGAGAAUGCGCUGGAGGAGUGUUCGCACUAUGGAUUGGGACGGCACUUCUGCGGCCACGAGCGGGAUGUGGGGGUGACCUGCACAGAUGCCGUGGAGCUGAGGCUGGUGGGCGGCAGCAGUCCCUGUGCCGGGAGGGUGGAGGUGAAGCUGCAGGGACAGUGGGGCUCGGUGGGAGACGACGACUGGGACAAGGAGGACGCCGAGGUGGUUUGCCAGCAGCUGGGCUGUGGCUCGGCUUCCAAAGACUACUACGCCCGUGACAGAUUUGGCCUAGGGGGCUGGCUCAUCAGCCUGACUCAGGUGGACUGCAGUGGGUACGAGGCCACGCUCUGGGACUGCGAGAUCCGUGGCUGGGGACCCUAUAACAGCAGCAUCCGUUAUUGGCACACUGCUGUUGUCUGCCAAGGAUUCUCCCGGCUAGUCGGAGGUGAUGGAGCCUGUGCCGGGCGUCUGGAGGUGCGUCGGGGCCGGGCCUGGGUCGGUGUCUGUGAGGAUCAGGUGGACAUGAAGGCGGCCCAGGUGGUGUGCAGGGAGCUGGGCUGCGGUGAGGCGCUCGCCAUCCCUGGCAGCGCUCGAUUUGGGAGAGGAUCAGGGUCAUUGUGGGACGGUGGCUUCCAGUGCAAUGGCACCGAGUCCCUGCUCAGUGCGUGUGCCCGGCGUCUGCCCCUCAGCCAGGCCUGCGCCGGCCCUGCCAGCGUCAUCUGCUCCGCCUACACGGGCUUCCGGCUGGGGAACAGCAGCUCGGGAUGCUCCGGGCGAGUGGAGGUGGCAGUGAGGGGGACGUGGGGAUCCGUGUGCGCCAGCGAGUGGGACCUGGCCGAUGCGCACGUCCUGUGCCGCCACCUGGGCUGCGGCCGCGCCUCCAGCGUGCCCCCGGGAGGCUCCUUCGGCAGCGGGGAGGGGACACUGCGGCCGGACGCCUUCGGCUGCCACGGGAGCGAGCGGCACCCGGGCGAGUGCCCCGUGGCCGUGCUGGGGAAGCCGCCCUGUGUGCCCGGAAACGCCGCCGCCGUCAACUGCUCAGGUGCUGGCUUUGUCACGACCCUGCGGCUGGUGGGUGGUCAGAGCUUGUGUGAUGGGCGGCUGGAGGAGGCCAUAACCAGCCCAGCCUGGCGCCGUGUGCCGCUGGAGCAGUGGAAGUCAUGGGAUGUCAACGCGGUAUGUUCCGUGCUGGGCUGUGGCCAAGCCAGGGAUGUUUACUCUGCCUUGGGUACGGCUGCUGCAUUGAGCAGCAGCCCCAGCCAGGUGGACAUCAGGACUGAAGAGAUGGACGGCGUUUUGGACGUGGGCUCUGCACUGACCGGCAGCCCUGAGGAGAUGGAUGACCAGCUGGAGGAGAGGGGCGAUGUCUCAGGGAUGGGCCCUGCGCUGAACAGCAGCGUGGAGGAGAUGGCCAUCACCUGCUCAGGCAGCCGGCAGGUGAGGCUGGCGGGGAGCUCGGGGCGCUGUGCCGGGCGCGUGGAGGUCUAUUCCGGGGGCAGCUGGAGCUCCGUCUGCCAGGAAGGCUGGGAGCUGCAGGACGCCGCCGUUGUCUGCCGGGAGCUGGGCUGUGGCACGGCACUGGAGGCCCCGAGCCGGGCGCGCUUCGGUGCCGGCACGGGGCCGCUGUGGCCGUACGUGCCCGACUGCUCCGGCUCCGAGGAGUCUCUCUGGGAAUGCGGGCGCACGGAACGGCGCGAGUGCGGGCGUGGUGGCGGGGCAGGGGCCGUCUGCUCAGGUCGGUGCCGGGCACCCCAAGGUCAGGGCCCGGCAGAGGCCCCGGGGGGUUCCCGGCCGUGCCGUGACCCCCCCGCACCCCUUGCAGAGCAGCUCUCGGUGCGGCUGGCAGGAGGCCCUGGGCGCUGCCGGGGGUACCUGGAGGUGUCCUACAACGGCACCUGGGGCCGUGUCUGCGCUACCGGCACCAGCACCGACACCGGCACCGCCGUCUGCCGCCAGCUGGGCUGUGGGCACCGGGGCUGGCUCUCAGCUGUCCCCACCCAGCAGCCGUCCCUGGCGUGGCUGGCCUGGGUGGGCUGUGAGGACGGGGCCCGCUCGCUCUGGGGGUGCCCCUCGGCCCCCUGGCACCUGCAGAGCUGUGGCACCGGCGGCUACGCCAAAGUGGAGUGUGAGGAGGACGGCGAUGGCACCUCUGAGGGACGCACUACCCCAUAUCCGGAGGGUGCCACCAGCACAGGUGUCCCCAGCAGAUCGCCCUCAGCAGUGGCCGUGGGGACUGUGCCUGUGCCCACUGUGCUGUGCGUGGUGCUGGGGACGCUGCUGUGCCUGUCCCUGGGUGCCCUGGCCCUGCUGCUGUGCCGUGCCCGUGCCCGGCGCCGAGGCCCUGGCAGAGCUGCAGAUGCCAUCUCCAACGCUGUCUACGAGGAGCUGGAUUACAAAGCCGUGCCAGAGUACCAGGAGGUGCCCACUCCCCCAGGUUCCCUGUCGGAGGGACGGGUGAAGAAGCUGCCGUAUUACACCGGGGACAGCGUGGAGGGGAGUGACACCGAGGCAGCCCCAGAUCCCCCUGACCGGCCCGAGCAAGGAACCCCGGAGGGCUACGACGAUGUCCUGGAUGUGCCACAGGAGGCCCCUGCUCCCAGCACUGGGGACAUCUCUGAGGGAGUGGCACGGCAGAAGUCGAUCUGUGUCCUCCCCACAGGUGGGAUCUGCUCCCCUCCAUGUCCCCCAGGAGCAACAACAGACUUCUCAGAUCCGAGCCCAGGGAACACGGACUAUGACGAUGUGAGCGGCAGCGCCCCGGCGACACUGCCAUGAGGAUGUCCUGGCCAUGCCACAGCCCUGGGGACACGUGUGUGGCAGUGCGGUGGGGCCCUGUGCCCAGGGAGGUCUGGCCCUGCCCAUGGAAGUCAUCCCUCGCUGUGCAGCGCUGCAGGAAAGCAGCUCCUGUGUAGGGAUUUCCUUUGAUUUCAGUUUAAAUUUCCCAUUUUUCCGUAUUAAAAGCCAAACUGGUCAGAAACUCA